Messenger RNA from Cladophialophora psammophila CBS 110553, 1290 nucleotides. RefSeq lists its product as uncharacterized. Gene Ontology annotation, biological process: polyphosphate catabolic process. The record is from RefSeq and is a predicted model, not a curated record. Bases 1 to 1290 code for a protein of 429 amino acids. Gene Ontology annotation, cellular component: cytoplasm. The transcript has a single exon. Gene Ontology annotation, molecular function: phosphatase activity; endopolyphosphatase activity. Lineage: Eukaryota; Fungi; Ascomycota; Eurotiomycetes; Chaetothyriales; Herpotrichiellaceae.
AUGGCCAAUGCAAAGCUUCCUAUAUCACGCUCGGGGGCUAUCUUGGGGUCGCAAAAUAUCGGCCCUGACUCGUCCAGGCCCUCAUCUCUGAUCGACAAUGGCAUCCUGCGAUGUCUCGAGGCUUUUGCCAGCAAAUCGGUUACUCUCAUCAGGGCCCCAAAAUUCAGAAGACUAGUGAUUGUGGUCGCUGUCCUUACAACCUGUUCGAUUAUUCUGUGGAUUAAGGUCAUAGUCCCUAUCAUCGAAGAAGGGAGGUCUGCAUGGUCUGCACUCAAGUCAAGCUCCGCAGCUGCAGGCGUGAACGGCGGUGACAGUCAUCCCAACUUUCCUGGUAUGGUGUUCAUGAAGACAAUGGAUCCUACAUUGAUUCCACAGCCCUUCACAAACCAUGUUGGCCCCCUUUCCAAAAAGAAGAGAUUGGUGUUUGUUGGCGAUAUCCAUGGUUGCAGAAAGGAGUUGGAAGCCUUGUUGAAGAAGGUACAUUUUCAUCCUUCAACAGACCAUCUGAUCUCUGUUGGAGAUAUUGUCUCCAAAGGGCCUGACUCACUCGGGGUGAUCGAUGUCUUACGUCGUUACAACGCUUCAUGUGUCCGCGGAAACCAUGACGACCGCCUUCUCUUGGUUGCGCAACAACUUCGGCCAAGAGCGUUCGAGACCUCCAUGGAUCACAAAGCAAGACUAGAUCCAACUGACGAGUUUGCCAAAGCGCGAGAUCCUGUACAGAAACUGGCAAUGUCGCUGAAUGCCGAGCAACUUGAAUACCUACAAUCUUGUCCUGUCAUUCUUCGUCUAGGCGCAGUGAAAGCUUUCAAUGGUGAUGCCGUCGUAGUCCACGGUGGACUCAUUCCAGGACUGGCUUUGGAAUCCCAGGAUCCUAGUUCGGCCAUGAAUAUGAGGAUUAUUGACCUAGCCACACACGCACCAUCCAAGAAGCACAGGCAAAAAGGAAGUGUUGCUUGGUACAGAUUGUGGAACAGAUACCAACAGCUCCUUCCCGUGCGGCAGCGAUUCGGAGGAUCAAAAGGCGACAGAGGCCGAGAAUAUGAAACACAUAUGACUGUUAUUUACGGUCACGACGCUAAAGCAGGCUUGCAAAUUCACAAAUACACCAAAGGACUCGACAGCAGCUGCGUCAACGGAGGUAGACUUACGGCUUUGGUUGUCGAUGACAACGGAAAACAGGAGAUUAUCCAAGUAGACGGCAAGAAUUACAGAGAGGGGGCAUCACUCCCAGUUGACGUUCUCCGAGACGGCAUACCACAACAACCUACAGGCGAGAAAGUGGCCUGA